UCACCACCGAAACCCAAGUACCCAACCUCCCUAAACACACCAAGCUGCCCAGUCCGCCGGCCGGCCGUUCGUUGGUCCCGACAUGACCGGCGGCAAAACUGGCCCGGGCGCCAGCAGGCGCUGGAGCGACGGCGAGACGUGUGUUCUCGUGGACGCUUGGGGCCCGCUGUAUAUCCACCGCAACCGCAGCUCUCUCCGCAUGGAGGACUGGCGCAUGGUGUGCAGCGCCGUCAACGCACACCACGCUGCCGCCGGGCUCGACCUCAACCGCAACGAGGCCGCUUGCAAGAGGCGCAUCUCUAUACUCACGGCCCAGUACUACAAGGAGGAGGUCGCCAAGGGGGGUCUGACGUCGGGCUGGCGCCACUUUGCCCGCCUCCGGUCCUUCCUGGACGACCCCAUCGGCCCGCCUCCGGGCUUCGACGCCAAGACGCCGCCGGGGCCGUCUGUCAAGAAGGAGAAAAAGGUGGAGGAGGCGAGCGGAUGUGUGGGUGAGUCGGCUGGCAAGACCAAGGUCCAGGCGAAGCGCCAGCCCCGCCAUUUCAGCCUACAUGACAUCUAUGAGCGGUCAGGCGGCCCGUCUCUGGAAAAGACGCCGGCGACCAUCAAGGAUGAAGAGGUGGUCGGCUGCGGGUGUGAGUUGGUUGGGGGUUCGCCGGCGGGGGUGACGAAGCUGGUGGCGGAGGUGACGAAGCUGGCGGAGGUGUUUGAGCGCGUGGAGAGGGAGAGGUUCAAGUUCGAGAAGGAGAUGCGCAAGGUGAAGAAGGAGGAGAUGGAGACGGAGGACGUGAAUCUGGAGCGCAAGAAGAAGGCCAAGGCCGAGAAUCCCGACAACUAACAUCCUGGCACAGGGGAUUUGAUCGGCCGGCCGAUGCGUGUAGGCUGAAGAUCCAGCAGAGUAGUGUCUGUGCUUCAUUGUAUCUUGUUUUACACCUAGUUUUAGUUUAUUUACUGCCUUUGUACUUGUACUACGUACUCCGCACUUACCAUGUACCGUAGCUAGUAGUUAAUUAUUCCAGCAAACAAGAAUCACCCCCAGAUUACAUACAUAUCGAUGUGUGCAUUUUAAAUCUGUAUAAGAUGAUUGCAGUAUUUGUAUAAGAUGGUUGUAGUGUUUGUAUAUGA
Messenger RNA from Hordeum vulgare subsp. vulgare (domesticated barley), 1125 nucleotides. Its product is annotated as trihelix transcription factor ASIL1-like. Gene Ontology annotation, molecular function: transcription cis-regulatory region binding. Gene Ontology annotation, cellular component: nucleus. The record is from RefSeq and is a predicted model, not a curated record. Lineage: Eukaryota; Viridiplantae; Streptophyta; Magnoliopsida; Poales; Poaceae. The transcript has 2 exons. The coding region runs from base 83 to 838 and encodes 251 amino acids.